Messenger RNA from Vanessa atalanta (red admiral), 594 nucleotides. Its product is annotated as dynein light chain Tctex-type 5-like. Gene Ontology annotation, molecular function: dynein intermediate chain binding. NCBI's taxonomy places the organism in Eukaryota, Metazoa, Arthropoda, Insecta, Lepidoptera, Nymphalidae. Gene Ontology annotation, cellular component: cytoplasm; cytoplasmic dynein complex. The transcript has 3 exons. Gene Ontology annotation, biological process: microtubule-based movement. The record is from RefSeq and is a predicted model, not a curated record. The coding region runs from base 34 to 594 and encodes 186 amino acids.
AAAUAAAUACUACAAUUAGGUAUUACUGAAAAUAUGAGUGAAACUGAAGGAAAAAAGAGUAAAGUGUCUAUGUUACACAUCAAGAGUCACUCUGGAGUGAGGUCGCAGAUGGGGCUGACUCACAAAUCAGCGAGUAGACUAAAAGUUCGAAGGCAAUCGUACGGAUUUUCUGGAGUCCCUGGAAUAAGGCCCGUAGAACGAACAUCACAGGUAGCGAUUGAAUUUAAACGUCCACCAUUGUCUUAUCUACCUACGUAUCAAUUAGAGCCAUCUUAUCCGUUUCACAUUCCCACCGUGACGAAAAUAUCGGACGAACUACUGGAUGAACAUUUCACAGGACAUAAAUAUAAUUUACAGGAAUCACCGGCAUUAGCUCUCCGCUUAGCAGGUGAACUUAUGCGUAAGAUAAAGGCUCUACAGUUUUCACGCUACCGUGUCAUUACGGUUGUCAGUAUUGGUCAGAAAAGGGCGCAAUGCUACAACAACGCCAUUUCCUUUUUGUGGGACCACGAGAGGGAUAACUAUGUAAAUUUACAGAGGGAAGUCAAUUCUGCAUUUAUUCAAGUAACGGUUUUUGGAGUGUAUUUAGAUUAA